Molecule: messenger RNA, 5665 nt
Organism: Onychostoma macrolepis
Lineage: Eukaryota; Metazoa; Chordata; Actinopteri; Cypriniformes; Cyprinidae
Gene: xylt2
Product: xylosyltransferase II
Exons: 11
Coding region: 84-2702 (872 amino acids)
Biological process (GO): chondroitin sulfate proteoglycan biosynthetic process; heparan sulfate proteoglycan biosynthetic process
Cellular component (GO): membrane
Molecular function (GO): protein xylosyltransferase activity
Source: RefSeq, a predicted model, not a curated record
GAUUCACAGAGUCGACUCCCUCCGAGUGAGUCACUCGCGGCUAACGUGACUCGCUGCUGCUAUAUGCGAUUCACGGGGGAAAGAUGGUCGCGAGUACCCGUGUACAGAAGCUCCUUAGACGGUAUAAACUCGCAAUCGCGGCCGGUUUAACGAUCUUGCUGAUCCAGGGACUGGUGGUAUGGAGCCUGCGGAGUCUUGAGGAGGGAGAGGCUGAGCGGAAACACAGGCGGUCGAAGUUGCCCGACCACAAUGGGCAGGAGCAGAAGAUGGACCCUGUGGCCUUUGAGAGGCAAAACUCCCUGUCGGGGGCGAACCAUGGCCAGCCGAGGCAGCACCAGGAUCAGCCUGCCGUCACCACCAUUAUCAGAAGGGGGUCUAGAUGGAGAAACAAGCCCUCUUUGAAGGACAAGAAUCUGGGCGGGCCGGAAGAUGGAGUGGUGGUAGAAAAAGCCGCUCAUUAUGAUCCCUCGAGCAGCCGUAACUUCAGCGAAUCACGGGCAGGGGAAAUGGCCAAAAUCCAUCUAGUAGCACCUGGAGAGCCGGGCAGCGUUGAGGGUGCUCCUCAAGUCCCAAACAGUGACUUUGUGCCCAAAUGUGAGAUCUCGGGCAAGGACGCCCUGUCUGCCCUCCACCGUGCAGGUUCACGGCAGUGCAGACAGGAGAUCGCCAACAUCGUGUGCCAGCACCAAGCAGGACAGCUCAUGCCUCAGUCUCUGCCUCAGUUUUGCCCACAGCAUGUGAUCUCCAGUGCGGUCCAGCAUGCAGAUUUCACUGUCACUGACCUCUCCAAGGUGGAGAACCCAGUCAGGGUGGUUUUCAUGCUGGUGGUUCAUGGACGAGCAGUCCGACAGUUGAAACGUCUCCUCAAAGCCAUCUAUCACAAAGACCACUUUUAUUACAUCCAUGUGGACAAGCGUUCAAACUACAUGCACCGGGAGGUGCUGCAGAUGGCGGAGCUCUACCCCAAUGUGAGAGCUACACCCUGGCGCAUGGUCACCAUCUGGGGCGGGGCCAGUCUGCUGAAGGCCUACCUGCACAGCAUGCAUGACCUUCUGUCCAUGCUGGACUGGAAAUGGGAUUUCUUCAUCAACCUCAGUGCCACCGACUUCCCCACCAGGACCAACGAUGAGCUUGUGGCUUUUCUCUCCCAGAACCGUGACAAGAACUUCCUGAAGUCUCACGGCAGAGAGAACGCAAGGUUCAUUAAGAAGCAGGGUUUGGACCGCCUGUUCCACGAAUGUGACAACCACAUGUGGCGUCUAGGCGAGCGCACCAUCCCCGAGGGGUUGGAGGUGUCAGGAGGCUCGGACUGGUUCUCCCUCACGCGCAAGUUUGUGGAGUAUGUGGUAAACUCAAAGGACGAGCUGGUGACGGGGCUCAAGCAGUUUUACACCUACGCUCUUCUGCCUGCUGAGUCUUUCUUUCACACAGUGUUGGGAAACAGCCACAUGUGCGAUACUUUGGUUGACAAUAAUCUGCGUGUGACCAACUGGAACCGGAAAUUGGGCUGCAAGUGCCAGUAUAAGCACAUUGUGGACUGGUGCGGCUGUUCACCAAAUGACUUCAAACCCUCAGAACUCAUCAGAAUACAGCAACUAACACGGCCCACGUUCUUCGCACGUAAGUUUGAGUCCACAGUGAACCAGGAGUCUAUUGAGAUUUUGGACAAUCAUCUGUAUGGGCAGUACCCUCCGGGCACAGUGGCACUGAAAGCGUACUGGGAGAGCCUAUUCGAGCAGGCUGAUGGGGUCUCGUCCCUCAAUGAUGUGGCCCUCACGGCAUACUCCUCCUUCUUUAGACUGGGCCUCCAUAAGCGGGAGACCACUCAAAGCAGUUCUGAGGCCUGCAGGUUUGAACCAAUUGGCUACCCCGUCUCUGUGCACCUCUAUUUUUAUGAUGACCGUUUCCAGGGUUACCUGGUCAGGCAGGAGGUGCAGAAUGUGGUGACCAGGUCCCGUGAAAUGCUGGAGGUGUGGGCUGUUCCUCAAGCAACUCUGCAGCUGGAACACAACCUUCAUGAGUUUGAGCGCCUCAAACACCUGGAGGUCGGAACCGAGUGGGACCCAAAGGAGCGAAUCUUCCGUAACUUCGGUGGUGUGAUGGGACCUCUAGACGAGCCGGUGGCAGUUCAGAAGUGGGUUCGUGGACCCAACCUGACAGCCACCAUAGUGUGGAUUGACCCAGCACACAUAGUAGCAGCUUCCUAUGACAUCAGCAUAGAUGUUGAGGCAGAGUUUACGCAAUACAAGCCACCGCUUCAGCGCCCCCUCAGGCCUGGAGUGUGGACGGUGCGUGUGCUGCGGUUGUGGGAGCGUGUAGCUGAAGCUCGGUUUCUGGUCAUGCCUCUGGCCUUCAAGGGACGUGAGCCCCUGCGCACAGAAGACCAUGGUUGGGUACACGCAGGUCCACCAGGUAACGUGUAUUUGGAGCAAAGCUUCCAGCAGCUCGCCCACGUGUUGAAGCUGCCGCCCAGUGAGCCCGCCCUGCAGGAGGCGCAGAAGAAGACCUCCCUGGUGGGGAAGCCACUGGAGGCCUGGGUGGACAGCUCUGUCGGGGCAUUCUGGGUCACGGGAGACAUUUGCUCUGAGCAGACCUCCUCCUGUCCCACCAUAGGGCUCUGCACCAAGACCUCUUGGAGUUCCUUGUCCUCGGACCCCAAAUCAGAACUGGGGCCAGUCAAAAAAGACGGUCGCAUUAGGUAGCCUUGCAAACUCGAACAAAUGGAGCAGUGUACCGAAGGCCCUGAAGAACAGUCCACAAGAGUGAUGUUUACGACUCGAGGUCUUUAAGACCAUCCCAUUACUAGUCAAGGCACCUUCUGUUGAGGGCGGGAACUGGUUGAGGGUGAAUCUACGAGAGAAAAAAACGUUUAAAUUUGCACAAGAAGACUGCCAGAAGUGGACAUGUGUGAGUCUUGCUUUUAUAAAUCAAUGUUCAGAUGUCAUCUAAAUGCGUUGUUACAAGGUUCGGAGUCUUAUUAGCACAUAGUUUACGGUGUGGGUUUAUGAUACAAAGACCCAAAUCUCAACGAUUUUACACUUUUAUUCUUUGUUACGAAAAAAAACUGUGCACAUUAUUUUCCUCUGUAAAACAGUGGUCAAAAUUGGUAUUUGAAGCUGUUGGAGGCAAGUGGCUGGAGUCCUCUGGCUGUAUCGCUAUGCUUAUUUUGAAGCAUUAAUAUCAAAACUUCAGAAGCAGAUUGAAGAAGUGCACUUUACUGUAAGACAAAGCUCCCCCUGAUUGGCUGUCUCAGCAGAGGAGGCGGAGCUUGUUGAAUCGUCAUGAAUUUCUGCCAAUGGAUUGAUACGUUCUCUCACUUGACGUGAUUCAGCUGCUCGGAGACGCAGCACUGCAUGGAAUCAUCGCAUACAGCAACAAAACAAACACUUAACGAACGCCGUCCGUCAGGAAACAAGAGUCUGAGUUUCGUAAUACUGUGACUUUAUGUCAUCGUUGAAUAUCCUUUGAGUUGAAAAACGCCUCAUCUGGAGGACCUGCUUCGUCCGUUACUACAGCGUUUGCUCAGCCACACACAAAUCGCAAAGUACGAGGACGUGGAUUGAAAUAUUUGAGACUGCCUGAAGAUCUGACCCUGCUGAAGAUCAGUCCGUGAUCUGUCGCUCAUACAUACACUUGUGCUUGUAUAUCGUGUUACAAUAUUUCACACUUAAUUCUGGUCUUCCACGAGUUUGGUUCUCAACUACGAAUAAUUUUUAACACUCUUUCUUGAACUGAAACUGGUGUAGAACAACACAAGAGCUGGAGACUUCAGUUACACUAGCUGCUCCAAUGUACACAUGAUUUAAAGGAAUAUUUCACAUAAUCAUGUCAAUCUUUUUGACUUUCUUCUGUGGAACACAAAAGAAGACUUUACAAGUAAUGGUCAGAUGAUUGCAUGAAUGGAAAUGACUUGAGUCUUGAGAAACAAAGUUAUUCUCUGAAAAUCUCCCCCUCCUCUAUAUCUUCCAUUUCCAUAUUUAAAGCUACCACUCUAUGUAAAAUUAUGAGACGCAAGAGCCAAUGACAUUUGGUGUCACUGGAUGGAAACCCGUCAAAAUAUCUUUUAGUUUUCUUAAAGCGCACAUUUCUGAAAAUUAAGCUAAAAAUCGAAUGCUUCCAUCUGUGUUUAGUUUAUGCACAUAUCACCCGUUUCCAUUGAGGAUUGCAAAAUUUGCAUUGAAAACCCAGCAGUCAAUGUCAAAACAAACCGCCAAGAUUGAACAUGCAAAAAUGCAAGAUUUCAGAGUUAUGAUGGAGAGGGCUAUUUUCAGUCAGCAACUUAGUUCAACCAAAAAUGAAAACUCUUGUCAUCAUUUACUCGCCCUCAUGAUGUUCCAAAGCUUUAAGACUUUGGUUUAUCUUUGAAACACAAAUGCAUUUUUAAUGAAACCUGAAAGAUUUUUGUUAAUCCACUGACAGUCCAUUCAACCAAAAUCAAACCACUUCCGCAUUGAUCUCCGAUACAUGUUUAAGGGAGAAAUGCACUCCGUAAUGCAUUCUUACUGAUUUCUUUCAGCUGUGGUAUCCAAAACAUUCACACGUUAGCACCAUCUUGAAAAAUAAACCAAACCCUAUAGCAAAAUCAGCUAUAUAACGUAUAAUAACAUUUUUCAUACAUUGUUUUUUUGCACACACAAAACAAAUAAAAUUGGGAUUAUACCACUGCAGUCACUGGGAUUACUUUUAUGAUGCCUUUAAUUACCUUUUUGAAGCUUGAAAGUGUUGGUUGAAUGGAACUUCAAUGGAGGUUUCAUUAAAAAUAUCUUCAUUUGUGUUUUGAAGAUGAAUUAAAGUCAUACAAGUGUGGAAUGACGUAAGUUAAUAUUCUAAUUUUGAGUGAGCUUCAGUCUGUUCCCCACACAAAGCUAUCGUAUAGCUUCAGAAGAUUUAAAAUGGUGUGCAUGAGUCAAAUAGACUUGAGGUAUUUUUGUGCUUUUUAGAGCUUCAGCAGCUUUUACGUUCUGCUUCUUUUUAUGUUCCACUGAAGAAAGAAAGUCAUUCGGGUUUUGGCACAUGAUAACAGAAUUAAAAUUUUUUGGAGUGAGCUGUCCCUUUAAAUUCAGAAUACAGUUCAGAUUGGAAAAGAUCAGUCUCUGUUUUAAUGUCAUAGCUGGUUGUUACUGUUUUUAACCACCCACGUUUGUCCAUUUAUGUGUGCUGUUUUGCUUUCUCGCCUUCCAAUGAUGACACUAGGAAGCAUAAGUUCAAACAAAUGUGUCUUGUGCGACAUGCUGCUUUUAUUUGGCAUAUACAAUGCUUCUUUUACGGUAGAUUUUAAGUGCCCCGUGUUUCAAAGGGGCUGUUUCAGGUUCAGAAAACUCUAUUCUUUUGUGUUUUAGGUUUAAAGUGUCCUUUUUCUCUUCAUGUAUGUGCUUCGGUGAAGCUUUUGCGGUAUCAAAAGAAAUAAGUGAAAUUGGGAUAUAGAGAACGAAUGUCUGAAUGAAUGCUGUUUUUGUAUUUAAAGUCAUAUUUUAACCUGUCUGUGAGAACUUGAGAAUGCUGCUUCAGCUUUUGUUUUACGUUCAUCAUUAGUCUCACCGGGUCUCUGUGGGGUGUGAACACCAGUCUUAAACUGAAAGUUCGAGACACAUUGAACCCGAGCCUUUUUAGGGCCGAUGGGCAGCAACAGAUGACACAUGAUGGCACAAUAAAGAUGUGAAAUCAA